This is a messenger RNA of Ectocarpus sp. CCAP 1310/34, 1401 nucleotides long. NCBI's taxonomy places the organism in Eukaryota, Phaeophyceae, Ectocarpales, Ectocarpaceae. The record is from the annotation of a GenBank genome assembly.
AGCAAAAGGCACGAGCGGCCUCAGCAAGAACAGAGGAACACACGCAGAAACACAGCAGGCGGUAGAACCAAAGGCGCAGUCAUGGCAAAUGGGAGUGCAGAGCAGCUUCACCCGCUCCAGAACACGUGGUGUAUUUGGGAACACAAGGUGGCAAAGUCCAGCGCGGACUGGGGAGACAGCAUGCAGAGCCUUGCGGAGUUCUCGACCGUGGAGGAUUUUUGGAAGGUGUACAACAAUGUCCCCAAGCCCAGCCAGAAGGUCGGAGACCGAGUGAUCGACUCGUACAGCAUCUUCAAGAAGGGCAUCAAGCCCGAGUGGGAGGCUCCGGAGAACAGCCAGGGGGGGGAGUGGCAGAGCCGGAGCAAGAUGACCCCCCAGGCGCUCGACCUUUUCUGGGAGAAUAUGGUGUUGGGGCUGGUUGGGGAAACGAUCGACGUGGGGGACGAGAUCUGCGGGGCAAGGGUGGUGGACAAGAGCAAGAACAACCAUAACGUGUACCGUUUCGAGCUGUGGCUGAGGAGUAACGACAGCAACACCGCGGCCAGACUACUGGAACGCCUACGGGCAUGUCUGGCGGACAGGAACUUGCACGAGAAGUUCAUGCCUAGCUUCGACUGGAAGGCACACGGGGGGCGGUGAUUAUCGCAGGCGGAAAAUGGAAGAUUUGACGGCAAUUAUUUUAGGGGGGCCGGGCAGCAUUUAAAUGGGGUCCCUGAAAAUGUUGUGUGGCGUGGUGAAGGAAUGUAGGGAGAUAGGUCCCUGCGGCAUAAACAAGUUAUGACCGGACCCGAGCACGACGGGAAGAGUGGCGUCACCCCCCUAGCCUAGCAAUGAUCUGCAGCACCCCCGUGAGGAGGAUGGUGAAGCUUCUCUUGUCGCCAAAGUCUUGCUGUUGUAGUAUAUGGGGAGCGCUUUCAAGGAAGUCCUCACAAGUUUCACUCUUGCCUGGGUGGAGCCAGUUCCACACGUCCUGCGUACUGUAGUAGGGAAGGGCGGUCGUUUGUGUAGCCGAUUGGAGUACAGAUAGUGCAACCGUACCUAGGUUGUCCUGAGGUUCUUUGUUUUUCAUAUCAUGGGGGUAACUGAGUUUCAUCCAAUUUUGACUAGCACUGAUUCUGAGAAAGACACCGGCGAGGUCCUGCGUGGUUGCGUGAUCCUCACCCAUGGGUUUGAACUCGGGCAGUAACGCGCGCGAGUCGUUGUGUUUGUGGAAGCCGCGGCCCACUGUGGAGAGACUGUCUGCAAACAAUUCCCGUGCACACAUGCUGCUUAUUGAUCCAUGACUAGAGAGCUGUGUUCCUCUCUCACAGGGAAUGGAAGGCACCCCAAGGGUGGAGUAGGGCCAUGUGCUUCACAAAUAAACGACGACCCUCGCCCAAAAUGACCGUGGAAGAGGCGAAC